AUGGAAGAACUUACGGCUUUUGUAUCCAAAUCUUUUGACCAGAAAAGCAAAGAGACCAGCAGCGGCAGUGGCAGCAGCAACAAGAAGGAGACGAUCACGUAUAGGGAAGUUUUGGAGAGUGGGUUGGCUCGCUCUAGGGAGCUUGGAAACUCUGACUCUAACCUGCAGGACAUGACCGAGAGCAGCAACCAUUGCCCGGUGCAUCUUUUCAAAGACCACGUAGAGAGCGACAAGGACAAACUGAAGGAGUUCAGCACGGGCAGGACGGCGGAAGGGAUCUACGAGUGCAAAGACAAGAGGGAAGAUGUGAAAUCAGAAGAUGAAGAUGGACAGACCAAGCUCAAACAAAGGAGAAGCAGAACCAAUUUCACACUAGAGCAGCUGAAUGAGCUGGAAAGACUUUUUGAUGAGACUCACUAUCCGGAUGCCUUCAUGAGGGAGGAACUAAGCCAGAGGCUGGGACUGUCUGAAGCUAGGGUUCAGGUCUGGUUCCAGAACAGGAGAGCAAAGUGCCGAAAGCAGGAAAAUCAGAUGCACAAAGGUGUGAUCCUGGGAACCGCCAGCCAUUUAGACGCCUGCAGAGUGGCCCCGUAUGUGAAUAUGGGAGCCCUGAGGAUGCCUUUCCAACAGGUCCAGGCGCAGCUGCAGCUGGAGGGCGUGGCCCACGCGCACCCGCACCUGCACCCGCACCUGGCGGCCCACGCGCCCUACCUGAUGUUCCCGCCGCCGCCGUUCGGGCUGCCCAUCGCUUCCCUGGCCGAGUCCGCCUCCGCCGCCGCCGUGGUGGCAGCCGCCGCCAAGAGCAACAGCAAGAACUCCAGCAUCGCCGAUCUGCGGCUGAAGGCCCGGAAGCACGCCGAGGCCUUGGGGCUCUGA
Messenger RNA from Colius striatus (speckled mousebird), 876 nucleotides. It is a transcript of the gene SHOX, whose product is annotated as SHOX homeobox. The record is from RefSeq and is a predicted model, not a curated record. Bases 1 to 876 code for a protein of 291 amino acids. Gene Ontology annotation, molecular function: sequence-specific double-stranded DNA binding; DNA-binding transcription factor activity, RNA polymerase II-specific. NCBI's taxonomy places the organism in Eukaryota, Metazoa, Chordata, Aves, Coliiformes, Coliidae. The transcript has 5 exons. Gene Ontology annotation, biological process: regulation of transcription by RNA polymerase II. Gene Ontology annotation, cellular component: nucleus.